This is a messenger RNA of Perkinsus marinus ATCC 50983, 618 nucleotides long. RefSeq lists its product as hypothetical. The annotation marks the transcript as partial. NCBI's taxonomy places the organism in Eukaryota, Perkinsozoa, Perkinsida, Perkinsidae. The record is from RefSeq and is a predicted model, not a curated record. The transcript has a single exon.
AUGGUUUAUUGGAAGCCUAACGCCCUUCAGGAGCUCUAUGUGAUGGCCGAGUACGCCUUCUCGACGACUCGGUGUAGGAGAGGGUAUCUUGCGGCUCAUAUGGGAGAUGCUGAAUGCCCAUCUUGUGAUGGUUAUUGUGAUAUCUGCAACACCGAGAGCUCCGCUCCGCCUAGAAAAAGCCUCAAGCACGGUCCGAGCGAAGACAAGAUCGUUAGAGAGGUUUUUUAUCAGCUCGAUGAGGCAGCUGCGAGAGGGGAAAAGUUGACGUUGUUGAAACUGAGCGAAAAAUGCCGGAAAAAUCUCCACUGCGAAAUUGAAGGAGUGGCAGUUGCUACCAUCAGCCUUCUCAAGUCGAGUCAUUUGAGGGAGACUUUCGAUGCUACUGCAUACUCUGUGAAUUCCUAUAUCGAAAAACGAAGAACGUCCUCACCGCGGUCCAUUUGGGAGUUCACUCAUCGAGAAAUCGAGAGUAGCGUGUCCCGAGUUUUCAAUAGUCGGGCGCCGCAAGUGGAACUAAAUGUGAACGAAGAAAAGCUGCGGAUUGUUGAGAGGAAGCUGAACCAUGGACGGCUUGAGAUCGCUGCGACUGUUGAUAAAGAUAUGCCUCCGCAGAAGAUU